Molecule: messenger RNA, 1185 nt
Organism: Pleurotus ostreatus (oyster mushroom)
Lineage: Eukaryota; Fungi; Basidiomycota; Agaricomycetes; Agaricales; Pleurotaceae
Exons: 8
Coding region: 1-1185 (394 amino acids)
Biological process (GO): protein phosphorylation
Molecular function (GO): ATP binding; protein kinase activity
Source: RefSeq, a predicted model, not a curated record
AUGCCUACUUCGAAUGGGUAUACCCAGUCCCAAACUGGAGCUCUCCUUUCUUCGUUCUCGGAUCUGGAGGACUUGACUGGUUUUAUCAUCAAGAAAUCGCAGUACUCUGCCAGCUCUGGGGGUUAUGCUGAUAUCUGGGUAGCUAACAGCACGCGUGCGGUGAAUGGGAGGCCAGCAGGACAGAAGCUCGCGGUCAAAGUUAUACGGUCAUUUACUGACAACCAAUGUGAUUACAUGAAGAAGCUAGACAAGCGGUUGUGGCGGGAGGUCAUCAUCUGGAAGGAACUCGAGCACAAGAACAUCCUUCCUCUGCUCGGCGUCGUCCGAGGCUUCGGCCCUUAUGUUUCGAUGGUGUGUCCUUGGAUGGCGAAGGGGAGCUUGACGCAGUACCUGGGCCGCCAGGGCUCUGAGCUGAGCCAUCAACGGCGUUUGCAGAUCAUUCGAGAGGUCGCCUCCGGUUUAACUUACCUCCACUCAAAGGAUGUCAUCCACGGAGACCUAUCAGGCUCCAACAUUUUAUUGGAUGAUGCAGAGCGUGUUUGUAUCAGCGACUUCGGGUUGGCGACUAUAGUGGCACAGUUUCGUGGUACAUCGUUGGAUUCGUCGACAGUCAGCGGCGCCAUUCGGUGGAUGGCCCCCGAGUGUGUGUUCGGCCCUGGCCCGACUACGCCAAAUUCUGAUGUCUAUUCCUUUGGUAGUAUCAUGUAUCAGGUAUUCACUAGCCAAAUUCCAUACGUCGGUACCAAGGAAGUGCAUAUCAUACUCCUUCUAGAUGAAGGUCGAUAUCCUGAACGUCCGUCGUCAUCCUGUAUCUCUGAGCCCUAUUGGGACAUCAUCAGCAAAUGCUGGAAUCGAAAUCCCUCCAAGCGACCAUCCAUGAAGUCAACGAGAGCAAGCUUACGUCGACUGCGUAAGUCUCCCGUAUACUCGAUGGACACGCCAACCUCCCAGAUUCCUUCAGUUGGCCGAGCACGCGAACACGUCCCAUUCUUCUCAAAUGGUUGUUCGUACGCAAAACAGCAGCUCCCCGACCAGAAUUACGAACACAGGUACGCAGCCGCUGCGUAUUCGACCCCGCUCCCCUACCUCAAGCUUGAAAUCCCGUCAUCCUCUCCGCCAUUCCACCACCUGGCCUCCGCUGGAGCACCCAAAGCCGAUUCCAGUCCUCUUCACACCCCAACCUAG